Molecule: messenger RNA, 25532 nt
Organism: Porites evermanni
Lineage: Eukaryota; Metazoa; Cnidaria; Anthozoa; Scleractinia; Poritidae
Source: the annotation of a GenBank genome assembly
AUCUAUGAAAUGGAGGGAGGACAAGAUAACGAAGAAAAGCCAAGCCAGGAGGAGUGGCCUUUGGAAAAGGCUGAGGUUGGUACUAAAGAGAUUCUUGUUACUUUUUUUUCUAAAGGUCGGUGGGAUCUGUUCCCUAGAUGGCUGCAAAGAAAAGGAGUUUGUAAUAUGAUUUAAGGUUUUUGCAUUUUUUUUGCAUGACUUAGUGAUCAUGACUUUAGGACAAGGGUCUUUGGUUGAGUUAAUCGUUUCAGAGAGUACAGAGUUUAAUUUAUAUAUGUUGUAGUUAUUUUUUUAUCUCAAGUAAUUUUUGUUUUUCUUUUUUUUUUUGCGUAUGGUAAAGUAUGCUAAUGAAGUUGUAACAAAAGAAAAAUAAAAGACUUUCCUGAGAUAAAAAAUUAACUAUAACAUAUAAAACAUAUGUACAUUCUAGUGGAGAGUUUGAUUACAGUAAAAUGACUGAAAAUAACAGUCCCUUGUCCAUCUGGGAGGGCAUCAUCAUAAGAUCCUUUUCAGAGCUCUAUAUUAAUUGUGCAAUAUAAGCUUAAGUCAUUGAAAUAAUAGUGAGGUCAUGCAGUAUUCUCCAGAAGUUCCGGAGACCGGGAAAGUUGCCUCCUAGUUAACACAGAGGUGUUGGCCACUCACAGAAAAUAAUUUUAAGUAGGACAAUAAAGCCAUUGUAUUUCAUUUUAUUUUUGUUCUGAAGGGGGUGGGCCGCUCAGGGUUACUCCAGCUUUCAAGUAAUGGGGAUGAUGAAAAUCUAAAAAAAAUCCCUCGGGCUUCCAACAGAACCCAAAAAAAUCCCUGGACCAAAAAUUAAGCCCCAAAAAAUCCCAUGCCAAAUUUCCAGAUGCAAUGUAAUGCCCUCAAAUUUUCCUAUCAUCCCCAACCCUACACACAGUUCUGGCACAUGAAAGACGCACUUUUCAAUCUCAUCAGUGCCGGCUAUCUUAUGUUUUUCUCCUUCAUUGUGUAUCAAUAGUUUCUGUCUUGUACUUUGCAAAAAAAAUGAAAGCCAACAAGAAGGGGAAAUUAAAAUUUUACAUUUUUGAGGAUGACCUGUGAUGGUGCAUCCAAUAACUUGGUAGUAAUGCCAGCAGUUGAUACGUGUGUUUUGAUAAGAUUGUUUUCAUGCACUUAUGCAUUAAAUUUUAGGUUGCAGUACAGCAACUCUAUGAAUUUAGAGAUCAUUACUUUGAACACAAUUCCACUGACAAAGCUUUGUUAAAAAAUCAAGAAACUGAGGAAAAGUUAAAGGAGACUCUAAAUAUUCUGGAUUAUGUUCAAGGUAAGGGGAACAUUGAUUUUUUUAUCUACAGCAUCAAAUCUUAGUAACCUCAUUACCAGAUUCCCCCUCUUCUUUCUCUUGCUCCUUACGGACGGGUAGGAGAGAACCCUAGGGGUGAGGUUGCAAAUCGUUAUCUUAGGUGAUUUUCACAAACUGGAUGGGAGUCAAUUAUGUCAGUGAAUUCAAAUUCCUUGUGUUCAUGUCGCCAUGAAAAUUGUAAAGAGGUAGAAAAUUUAAAAAGGUAUGUUGAUGGCGUGUGAGAAGUGGAAGAAAAUCUGAAUUUCAAGGCCAGUAAAAAUUGUUGAGAGCUCAGAGAAACGUUUGGGAAUUACAACCAAACCAGGUAAAGUAUGCCCCGUGAAUUCUAUUAAUGAAUGUAUCAAUUGAAAAUUGAAUUCAUUAGUCUACCAAACCAUGUCUGUUAACAUAAUAUAAAUCUACAUUCAUACAUGCAUAAAAAAGUAGUGACUGAUUUUAUACUACAACUUGUCUGUAUUUCAUCAAAUUGAGAAAUCUUUCACACUUUGAAUGUAUAAAACUCCUGAAAAAGUUCAAAAAGAAAGCUGAGCUGACAGAAAUUUUAACUGCCUCGUGCAUGAAUUUACUGCUUAUUACAUAUCCAAAAAUAAUGAAAUGAACCUGAUAUAAGCAACUGACAGAUUCAAUUUUCAAAUAAUGAAUUCAUCAAUAGAAUCAAUAGGGGUAUUCAUUUCCUAACAUGACUGUAAUGAGUGGCAUGCUGAAUAAAUGCUAAUCUCCAAACUUAAAUAAAAUAAAAAAGGGUAAAGUAAAUACAGUAUAUAUUUAGUACAUUUUAACAUUAAUAUGACUUGUAGAAAGUUUUAAGUAAACAUAUUCAAAGGCUUCAUUUAGUUUGCAUGGCAGCAGCUAAAUCAUAUGACAAAUCAUUUCAGCCUGUAGUGAAGAAACAGCAAAGUGUUUGUUUUUGAGAGGAAAAGCUCUGAAUGUAAUGCCUCACUAUGAUCCUAUGGCUCAAGAUGCUCUUUCUAAAGCUGUCAAGAUGAAUCCUAAACUGGUUGAGGCCUGGAACUGUCUUGGAGAGUGUUACUGGAAGAAUGGACAAGUAGAAGCAGCAAGAAACUGUUUUGUUGGAGCACUGAACCAUGUAAGUUUAUCCUUCAACAAAGAUUUGACUUUACUGAAGAAAAAUACUAACCAAAAUCACUGAACUGUUAACACCUGGAAAAAAAAAGGAAAAAAGCAAUCAUUUCGUAUUUUAAUUUUCAAAAAGCUUGUGUGACCAUCGGUGAUUCAAGUAGCUCGUGCUUGAAAAGAUAAUGAAUGCUCAUGAAGAAAUAUCAUGCAUAGGAAAUCAAAAUUAUUGGAAAAGAUGCUUUGUCACUAAUUAUUAAUGAUAAGUUUGAAAAAGUGUAGGCAGAGUUGUUUCAAAAGAACGCUAUCCUUGCAGUUUCAGAGUAUUUAAACAACAAAUCAUCUUUUUUUGGCAUUUCUAAAAUGAGGUAAAGUCAAAAGACCAAACUGGUUGCUUGAUGUGGUCCUCAAGCUAUUCAAAAUUGCAAAAGCAAACAAUCAUUUUUUUUCGAGGUCCUACUAGGUUAGUGAUUUUGGUAGUACACAAUGCACAUUUAUUAGGGCUAGAAUUUGAGUUACUGGACCUUUUAUAAUCAUUUGAUCACACUUGGUUUCCACUUGUACAGAUUAACCCUUUGAGAGUGAAUCAGUUAAUUAUUUACCUGUAAAACAUUAGUUUCGCUUGAAUCUACUGUAUGAAAGUUAUGAAUGUGAAUGCUUUUUUGUUUGAUAUAAUUUACAUUAUAAUGAACUUGAGUAAUCUUACUCUUUGAAAGGAACAUCUAUCUCUUCCUUCAGGAAAAGAAUAAAGUGUCUUUAAGGAAUUUAUCAAUGGUCUUGCGGCAGAUCGGGAAAGGUAAUAAAUUAUCUUAAUUUCCAGAUGUAAAUUAUUUUGAAACCCAUACUGCAUAAUGACAAAGAUUUUAUUGAAUUUUUGUAGUUUGGUCCUGUAAUUUCUUGCAAAUAUGUGUGUAUGUGUUUAUUCAUUUUUCAGAUCAAAGUGAAAAAGUUGAGAAUAUUAAAGUAAGCGUUGAAAAAGCAAAGGAAGCUGUACAGUGUGAUGUUAAAGAUGGAAUGUCUUGGUGUAGGUCACUUUAAUUUUUUUCAUCUAUGUGUUGAUAUCAGAACGCUUUAUUAAUAACAUUAUCAACCUGUGAUAAAUCUAGCAAAACAUUUUUGCCCUCCUCCCCCCUUUUUUGUCCAAAGCAAGGCCCCCAAAAAACGGAAAAACCAUCCAUUCAUAUCCUGGGACUGCUGAGGAACUCAUUUCUAUUGGCAGAUGUUUUGACGAAACUAUCUUUGAAAUAAUUAUUUUGACAGCCUUUGGCAUACUAGGCCGGUAACAUUUUCAAUCUGCUUAUUAAGAAAAUAUUCUUUACCCCAUCAAUCUUGAUUGUAUUAAAGGGGCUGUCAUGGAUGUCUAGUUCAUUGUGUUUAUAGUGCCAGCUACGCAUCUUUUGUCAUUAUAAAACUUGACAAAUUAUCUGAGAAUAACAAAAUUACAGCUUUUUGUCAAAAAAUUCUCUUCCUAGCAUUAUAUCAAUCAAUUUACAAAUAACAAAAGUGAACUCUGAAAAUUGUUAGGUUAAUACAAGUUUUCAAAAUCCCAACUGCAGUCCAUUUCAAUCAUCUUCAAGUUUCAGGGAUGUCACUAAGAUUUCAAGUUGCUGGGUAAACACAAAAAGUAGACGGGGAAUAAAACAACCAGGGAUAUUUUUUGGUUCUAUUUUUCUUCUAUUUUCCUAUGAAGUUAAAGUAGCCGCAGCUGUAGCCGGGGAAAAUCACCGACCCCCACCUCUUAAUGACAGCCCUAAGUUUGUCCAUCCAUACUUCCUUUUGUAUUAAUGCUUUGUCUCUAUGUCUAACUUUUUGAGCUGUUAUUUCAAUGUUUCACUCAAUUUGGUGGCUGUUACCUCUGUUACCUCUACAGCUUCUUUAAGUCCAGUUGGACUCAUAAGUACAGCAUUACAAAAUGAAGUUCAUUUGACCUCUUCCAAUUUUUUAGGUUCUAAUACUUCCAAGUUUUAAAACAAUCUAUCAUAAACAUUUCACCUUUCCAUCUUAUUAUUACCUUUAUAGAUGUGCUUGGCAAUGCAUACUUGUCAUUCUUCUUUUGUGGAUCACAGUCCCCCCAACUCAUCAAACAGUGUAUGACGGCCUAUUCACAAGCUGUAAGUAUACCAUCAUUGAGAAGAAUUUAGAAUAACUGACAUAAAGUGCAGUUUUUGUGUAAUUGGGCUCACUGGCCAUGUUAUUAAGGGGUGCCUGGAGGAAGGUCCAAGGUGACUUCUGAUCAUGAUAUACUAUGAGAUUUUCCUUCUAACUUGCCUUGUACAUGCUUUUAUAAAAUAACUAAGAUAGUACGUGCGUCCUGAUUGGUUAAAAACCUAUGGUUUAUUGUGCCGGUAAACUCAUAGAAAACUGAAACAUACUUUAAAGUUAUUUUAUAAAAGCAUUAGACCACACUUUCUAUCGGUUUACCAGCGUGAUAACCCACUUGAGAUGUUGGGAGAACACUCAAAAUGCUUGUAAAUCACUCGCCUUCGGCUCAUGAUUUACAAGCUUUUCUCGUGUUCUCCCGACAUCCCGCAUGGGUUAUCGGUAAACCCAGAGAAAGUGUGGUCUAUUGCUUAAGUAAAUCAAAGGGAGAAUUUGACAUUAAAGAUCAAUCAAUGACAAUAAUAAUAAUUUAUUACAUGAUAAGUGAAGAAUGAUGGUAAUGUGGUAAUAUUUCAAUAAAAUUCAAUUACAGCUAUUACAUGUAUAAUGUACAAUGUAGUUUCUUUGAAUUGGAGUCUUUUGAUGUGUUUGGUUUCAUUUUCAUGAAAGUUCAAGGAUCCUGUGGCAAGAAAUAACCCAGAUCUUUACUUCAACAGAGCAAUGGUAAGAUUCCCCAUUUACUGGGGGAUGGUUAAAUUGGUUAAAUCAUUGAAUUAUUCAGAUAUUUACAUCUAAUAAUUAGAUUUAUGUCUAAUACUUAAAUUAAAUUUCCUGCUCAAUGUCCAGCAGGCAUGGGAAUAUGGUAGAAAAUAUUAGAUAAUUAUUUUUUUAUGAAUCUUUUGUACUGUAAUGUUGAUGAAUGAUGUACUCCUAAAUCAGUUUCACUAUGAAACUACAAUCAGUGCCAAAAUUAGUUGAGACACUUAACCUUAAAGGGCCUAUGAGGUUUUGCUGACUUGUGCAAAGAAAGUAGUGUCCGAUAGCUGGGGUCUAGUUGAUUUUGCUAUCAGGCUAGUGAAUUCUGUUCUUAACUAGCACGACGGGGAGGUGAAGUUUUUAGUGGAAUUCAAGAAAAAAGAACCGACUGCAAAAUCAAUCUGUUCAUCAAAACGUUUUUGGGGCUAGUUGAAAUUAUCUUUGGGCUAGUAAAUGCUAGCUUCAGCUUGCCCAAAUGGCAAGCUGUAAAAAUGACUUUCUUUGCACCAUGCAUCAACGGAGAUAAUGAAGCUUUUCUUCUCAUGUCCCCUCUGCGCAAUGUUGUGCCGUAGGACGUGCUACCUGCAAUAAACAGACCCCCUAACUUUGAAUAGAGGGGAGGGGAGAUGGGUGCCGAUUGUUUUGUUCUCAGAAUUACCACUAUUUGAGUAUGGUAUUGUGUGACCAUCCAUGCUGCCGGGGUUUAUGUCCUCCAUAAUUUUCUACCAGUUGGCCAUUGCAUUUUAAUUGAAUAUUAUCAUCAAACAUUUAUCUGGAAAAUUAUUUCAAAAGUAAUUUUCUUCACAUUUUAUACAGUUUGCAGUGUGGAGAAUAUGAAAGUAAUUAAAUGCAAGGUCCAUUUUGCAGACUGGAACAAGCAUAGAUACCCUUUGUUAUUAAUUUAUAGGCAUACAAGUUUCAGGAGGAAUACAAGUUAGCAGUUUGUGACUUCAAGCAAGCUGAAGCACUUGACCCAGCCUGGACUGAACCUAAUGAUGAAAAGAAUAAACUUCUUAACAUUCUCACAAAGACACUUGACUUAUUGGAGGGAAAGGUGAUAUGAUCUGAUCACUCAGUAGAACAAUGGAACUGUUUGUGUUUAUUGUAGAAAUUAUUUGGCAUGCCCGAUUUAAAUGUCCUCUGUUAAAACCUGAUCACUACCAUUCAUCAGCUAAUCGCCUGAGAAAAGAGCCAAAAUUUUGAGAAAUUUCGUGAUACUACCCAGAUCUCAAUAGUUUCUGUGUCAUCAAGAGUAUGGAAUUUCUGUGUGCAUUUCUCAGACUUCAUUUUGUUGAGGAACCAGCAGUGGUCAUGAAAUGUUGGCAGUUUUUUCAGGCUAUUCAUCAGCAAAUUAAUUUAAUUAUUUUGUUCUACAUUGUCUCUUAUGCUCAGUUGUUUAAAAUUAUGGGUCCUAAAAAACAGCCAGAACUAUGGAUCAACACGUUGUGAUCAGUCAAAUGACUAUGGCCAGUUUUAGAGAGUUCAUUGUAAAAACUUUGCACAUUAUUCCUCUCUCAGCUCUUUGAUAUGGGGAAUUAGUUGUUUCCCUUUGAUGUCCUUAAUUAGCCUGUAUUAUUGAAACCAUCUUAAGAUACUGUAAAUCUCAUGUACCAGUAUUGAGAUAGAAACAGUCAUCUAUCAGGAAUAAAAGUUAGGAUAAUUACAGUCAACUAUUUGGGAAUGUCUUUUUUUAAAUCAGGAAUGCCUUGCAUUUAUGAGUCAAAAUUCCACUUUAUUCCUGAAUAGUGAGUGGAAUGUGCUGAGUAUUUUCACUCAGGAGCCAAUAGGAGGUCAAUCAUCAUAAGUCUUGCCCUUUUUUAAAAAAAUGGUUGAGAGGUAUUCAUUUGCAUUAUUGUGUUUUGUUCUAAUUUAAGGGUAAAUUAAAAGCAAAGAGGCUCCAUUCCAUGGUGCAGUCCCUAAGCCCCUCUGAUUUAGGUCCAUAUGGUGGCGGUACCUACACCAGCCCAUCCAGUCAGACUGUUCAGCUUGAUCUUGUUCCUGUUUCCAAACUGGUUCCUGGUGUAAACCCUAACAAAGUGACAGUGGGAAAAGUUGUUGGUUUUGUGCCAAUGGAAGAUCCUGUACCAUAGUAAGAUUUUCAGAAUAGUUUAUAAUUUAUUGUGAACCCAGGAGUUUAUACUUUAUAAGUAAGUGGAAUAUGGUUGUCCAGUUGAGUGUAGUCCUGAAUAGGACUGUUGUUGUCAGUGACUGACAGUUAGACAACCUGUGUGAUAGUCAUCUUCAGAGUCAAAGUAAGUUGUAUCACGUCAGUUGAUGGUACAUUAUUGGUCGUCUGUCACUUAAGCAGUGAUGUUGUUGGCUGUAAAGACUAGAAAUAUGAUUGGUGCAUUUCAGUCUCUCUUUUGUUGCAAUUUGAUAGUUGGUUAUUGUUAGGUCAAUUUGUCGGUUGUCUUGUUGUUCCGUUGUUGUCAGUUUUGCUUGAAUUUUUCACUAGUGGUUUGUACGGUGCCGAUGACUGUUGAGUGCAAUUCUGUUAUUUGAGCCUUGGUCACAUGUUUUUGUCAUUAGAUAAUUUAAAAUUCAAGGAUUUGUGUCUGAUGUGAGUUAUGUGCCAUACCUCUCACAACACACCAGUUUAAAUAAAAUUAUGGCCCGUCUAAAGUAAUUUUCUAAUACGUAUACGUACAUCUAUUUGUACUCAAUAUGUAUAUAUCCAUUUUUUUCUUUUUUUUUUUUUUUCUCCAUCUUACAUUUUUUAAUCUAGUUUAAUUUUUAAUCUAAUCUAACUGUAAAACACUUCUUGUGACGUUGGCGUUCCUCAUUAAGAUUGCUUUACUAAAAUGUAGUUAAAUAAUCAUACAACAAAUAACAGUUGUCUGUCUGGCUAAAAUAGAUGUUAUGCAUUUCAGCGUCUUUGCCAUGGUGGACAGUGAGAAUCAUUGUGUACCAGUCACUAUUUAUAACAUGGCCUUAGGGAGUGGUUUUGCUGUUGGAGACUCUGUGGCAAUUCCUGAGCCCUUCUGUCAGGAGACUGAUUUCACUGAAAAUGAACAGGUAUUUGCCAGUUAAAUUUGUAUAAUAAAUUAUUGUAAUACUUCAAGUCUCUAUGAAGCUAGCUAAGAUCUGAUCUAGCAGUCUGUCUUCAUCGUAAAAUUAAUGUACAUACUGUAGGCUUUACACUUAGUUAAGAAUAUUUACAUGUAUUCAUUACAAGCUCUCUUAGCUUUUUUUUGUGGUGAGCGAGGUAUUUUCAUGUAAAUUUUCAUUCCAAAACAGAGGUUUCAAACAUUGACUUCUACUUUAAAUCUGCACAAACAUCUUAACUUUUAUGUACUGCAAUUAAACUUCAGGCAGCAACAACAAAUGGUUUGGUUUCGCUCUGCUCUCCAGGUGCAGUUGAUCAAGAGGGAUUUGCUUGCAGGCAGUACCACUUUAUAUAGUGGGCUGAUUUGUUAACACUGCACUUUCGUCAACUUAGUGAGUUAUGUUAUCUUUUCUCUUGCAGACAUUCAAGUUUAUGUCCAUCCGUGUUGACAAUCCAGUUGUUUUGGUUGUAAACAAGAAAAAACUUGGUCCGAACAGACUUGCUCCAUCAACUCUUUUGGUUACUACAAAGAGUGAGUGAAGUCCAGGUGUAGUUGUGGGUGGAGAGAUCAGACAGGCUCACUGAUUUGCUGGGUUUUUUUUUUUUAAGACUGUUGGAUAAGCUUAUCAAUUGGUGUGACAUAUAAAUGGGAAAGAUGUUUAUUUAUGGAAGGAAGGAUUUGGCACCAUUGGGUAGUUUGAAGCUUUCUGCACCUUCUGCACAAGUGGCCGUGAGUUUGAUUGCCAGGUGUAACCUCAAAACCUUGUUUUUGAUUUGUUCCUUUUCAUGGAGCCUUAAGUAGCUUUAAAUACCCUUAAAACAGAGCACUGAUGGAGAGAGGAUGGGGAGGGGAUGUGUACUCAGGCAGCCUCAGGUUUGUUAGUCAGGUGAUCACCAUUUCAGGCCUAUCCUGUGGUAGAAUAAGGGCCCUUUACCUUUUACCUAUACCUUCAUGGAAGUUCAAAGUAUCAUGAUUAUAAUAUUAUUGCUGGUGUGUGGGAGUGACUACGACUCAGUGACUGCUGAUCAAGGAAAAGACAUUGAUCCCUGUGGUGUCUGCUCAUGGAAGAGUUCUCUGCUUCUUGAUACUGUCACACAGCAAAAUAGCAUUUGUGUGGAGUUGACCUUUGAAAAGAAGUAAUGUCUUCAACUGGCAGGUUUAAAUCUAGUGUGUUUUUGUGGCUGGGACCAUGAGCAUGGAUAUCUGAUGACAGGUUAAAAAUGUGGCGUUAUUGUGUACCUCUGGUAUCAUUUUUUGGAUAUCUGCUAUCUGGAAGAGGUUACAAAAGUAGAGUGUUUGAGAGUGGCUGGAUCAAUGACUGUGUGUUUGCCUUGAAAUACUCUCUGCUUCUGAAGAUUCACUGGGUGUCUGCUGUACUUAAUAAGGGAGAUGUCUGGUUAUGGGAGGUUAUGCACUGUUUGAAUAUGGCAGGGAUCAUGACUGUCUGUUAAUGAGUGGUUAGAAUUGGAGCAUUUGUGUGUGUGGCUAGGACUGUAACUAAUUGUCUGCCUAGAACAGCUUUCGACUUAUAGAGGCAGCAUUUCCUGACCUUCCAAGGACAUAAGCCAGGAUAUUAUUCCAUACUGAUGAAAUGACAGAUUCACAUGAAUUUUUACCAUAGGUUUUUGAAACAAAUGUACGAGUUACAUGUAUUUGUCUGAUUUCCUGGCCUCUCAUUGCCAGGAGGGUAAGGGAGUGGUCAGUGAUAGGCAAACCCUCAGGGGCAUUCAAGGAUGAAAGCCACUGGUAAAUGAAUAACUGCUAGCAAACAGGAGGUAAAAAUAAAUAACCUUAGAAUUUGAUAAAACUAAGUUCUGGACAUGACAUUUAAAGUCAAGUCAGCACAAGUUAAGAAAGGUUAUUUAUGGCUGGGUAUUAAACGGGAGGGUCCAAAGGCAUUAUGUAUAUUUGUAGGUGUGAUCAAUCUGACUGACAGUCGCUUAAAUUGUUUUAUACAAGGUGAGAGAAUCGCUAGCGACUUACGAAGAAAGAAGUGUCUUAUAAAUUUAUUCAUGAAGGUGCUGCCGCGGUACUUCCAUCACCGGCUAUUUUUGCUUUGUGACAUUGAGUUAAUACAUGUGUAGUGCGCGUGUAAAAACUUGUAGCCACUGUACUUCACAUUUGUCGCGCAGAACGAAAUUCCAUAUCCCUUUUUUCGUUUAAUUUUUCGUGUAAUUAGUUCAAUGAAACGAAUUAUCAGGAAAGAAAAUAAUCUUAAGAAGAGAAUGUCGAACCUUUACUGUGAGAAAAGCAUUUCAAUUGUCUUUUUUUCUCUCACGGAUAUCGAGACUCUUCCGAUCGCCCCAUAGCACAGUGUUCGGUUUGGAAAAAGAUACACAUUACAUGGCAAUUUAUAUUUAUCAUACUUUCCACGUUUUCGCUCGGAACAUUGUUUUCAUUGUCUGAUAAAUUGAUAUUCUUCUUGGACACAUUAGCAUCUGGAACAUCUGGAACCGAACUGUAGCGCUGCCGUGGAAACACUUUUUAAACUUUGUAUUGAAAAACCUUGAAAAUGUUGAUGUAUCCUUACGAAAUUAAAUCUGGUACUUUUUUUACUCGUUGGUGUUGUUCAAUAAGUAUUGCAUCGAUUGUCUUCAUUCACAGCGUUAUACACAUGUUCCUCGCUUUCUGAGAAUUUUCAUGUGUUGUACGUGCUCGCGUGAUGUAUGCUUAAAAUAACAUAUGACAGACUUAAAAGUGAAAAUUACCGCCGAGGGAAAAAUCCCGGGAAAUUCCCGGCUGAAGCGAUUUCGUGGAGGGGAUUCCCGGAAUUCGAUCUCCGAUAACUGAUUGGCUGAGAAAACGAGGGGGCGCUUUACACCUUUCACGUGAUAUGCUGUGACGUGUAUCCGGUCAAGAGGAGCGAAUCAGAAACGACGAAUAAGCGCGGGUUUCCUAGAAAUGAGGGGUUUUCACCGAAAAAAACAAUUACAAAGACCUAUCAGAGUUUGUUUAUGAGAUCCGUAAUAAAUUCUGCGAAUGGGACUGUCUGGGCGGAUAAGACUAGAGGAAAGCAACAGUGCGAAGUAUUUUGUAGCGGUCAUCUUCAGCGAUUAAAGGUAAGGUUUGGCCAUUCUUUGCUCGAACAAUUCAACUAGCUUUACGCUGCUUUUUCCCAGAAUCAAUUUAGCGUGAUAUUUCCUUGCACAAGCUUGCGAAUGUUUCUUUUUUUUUAACGUUGAAUGAAAUUCGGGUUCAAUCGAGCGUGUAUGACUUUUGACGAUGUUCUUGUAAAUUUGCUCACAGCGGCGUGAUUUUAACAGAAGUUUGAUUUCAGCUGUAGUGUUGUAAAUUACACGUGCAAAGUACAACUUUGUGUUGUUCCAAACUCGUGUGUUAAAUUAAGCGCCCCACGUUAGACGGCGAGCAACUUCGAACUAAAACCUCGCUUGAAUGAUCGUGUGGUUUCUUGCAGGUUUGCAGACAUGUCCGACGGCUGUUUAUUUGACAUGCCAUUUACCCCGACGAGUCAAGUGGUAAGUGAAAUCAGUUAAUGUAAUUUACAACUUGUGUAAAGGUGUUUCUCGCGUGCCCGUGGUUCGUGGUAGAUUCAUUUCAGACAUUUUGAUACUUGGGAGCGAAGUUUGUUUACACUUGACAUGCAUUGUAAAUGCUUACGAUUUUUAUCACACACCAAAUAUUCAAUAAUCGCUAUGAAACUAUUCUGUCCCUCGAGUAUUCUAUUCUGUUCAGUUUGUUGCAAAUUUUCUUUUAACUGUUUAGGUUUUGCUGCCGUUCGAAACGACUGCUUUAUUUUAUAGCUGCUGUCGUGGUAAUACUAUACUCACAUAAAUGGCCUACACCGUAUCCACCCACACUGCAACGGAUAUCGCUGAUUAUUUAGGACAGUUAUUUUAUUAGAUCUGCUUUUUUACUUGUAUUGAUAGUAAACUGUCUGUAGUUUUCCUGGUUCUUGAUGAUCAAAACAAUAAAAGCCUUAUCAAGAUCUUACCGAGGAAUUCAACAUUGCUUUACAAAAUUUAAUUUUAGAUUCUUAGAAGGAUUAUUAAUUACCUUCCAAAUAACCUUUCCAAACAUUAUUUUAGAAGUUCUGAUCAGGCAUAUAUAACCUUUGCGUUCAGGUUAAGUCCUUGAUCUUAAAUUUUAUCAAAGGACUUUGCUUUAAAAUUCAAUGGAUUUGACAUGCAGAAGCACGUACAUGCUGCCGUGGUAAUAUUGCUAGUAGCAUUUAGUCUUGGAUAGUGCUGAAAACAAAAAGCCUUGUUUUCUUUGCCGAGCUUGACGUCACAAAACAAGCCCGACUGUUCUAAGAUGGGGUCACGUAUGCCGUAUUAGUCAUUCAUUUCAGUGACAAUAUCUGUUCUGAAGCAAACAAACGGUUGCUCAAAAUGAAAGAAAAAGGCAUGAAAUGAUUGUGCUUUAUGGAAAUGAUAAAUAAGUCCUUUUUUUGUAUAUGUUAUUAUCAAGAAAGAGGAGCUGUCACAUGGGUCCACUGGAUUAACAUAACUGAGUGAAUAAAGCUUCACCUACUUAAAUUCAAAAUUCUAUUGUCCUGCAAACUUAAAGAAAUUAAACUAUCAAGCAGGACUAUCCAGCAACACCACAAACAAACUAAAAUUUACACGUUUGCAAAGAAAGGUGUUUUGUGCCAUAGACGAACAAUACUAUUAACACUCAAAACAAAAUUACCAUAUUUCCUUGAAACUGAUCGCUCUGAACUUAUGUGGAAUUUUAUCCCUUUGCAUAAUUUUGAUAUCAAUUUGCUGAAUUGAUUCUUGGAAAACAUUUUUUGUCUUCUAUCGGUAAAAUAGGGAAAAAAUGUGUUAAUUUUUUUCCAUAUGGUUCCACAGAACUGAUGGAAUGGUUCAAAAGACAGCUCUCAUCUGAGUCACUACAAUAAUCAUCACUUCAGUUCUUUAUUCUCUCGCUUACAAAGUUCAUCAGACCUUUUCAUGUUGUUGGCUAAGGUCAUAAAAAUUAAGAAACAAUAAACAAAUUUGACAAAAUACAUCUAAAGUCUCAGUAUUAAUGUCAUAAGAAAUGUAUAGUGCAAAAUAGAGUAUAGGAUAUGUAUGUUUAAGAUAGCGCUGAUCUAAGGUUAUUAAAAAGUCAACAAAGUGUUAUCAACAGUUGAAGUCCAAAAUGACAAACGUUUUGUUAUGAUCUUCAUACUAGUAAAUGACUGAUGGACAAAUAGGUGCUGCAAUAAUAGCGAAGCUAGGUAUUAUUUUAAUCGCUCUUUUUCUUGGAAAUUUUCAAUUGUUCUCAAAAUAUGCAAUGAUCAGUCAUUCAAGCAUAAACACCGUUCUACUGUAAGAAAAACAUGCCCAUAUUUGGUAUCAAACUUACCCAAACUGUAUUACCGGUAGAAUGAUAUUUGAGGUAGCCCACUCUGCAAACGUUUUGUUAUGAUUUGAACAAACUUGCAAUGUUUGUCAACAAAAUUAAAUUUUUUUCUGCCCUGACAGGAAACAAAUUAUUUGUUUCCUGUCAGAAAUGUUGUUCACUUAUAAUAAAGAGAGCAACUUCAACAUCAGAAUGAAAAACGUUACAAUCUUGCAAGCUAAAAAAUAGUGGCAUAUGUUAUGUUAUUCCUAGGGGUAUAACUAUUGAAUGAACCCCCAGUAUAUGUUAUGUUAUUGCUAGGGGUGUAACUAUUGAAUGAACCCCCAGUACAAUAUUUUCAUGGUUAGGUUAAUCUUUUUACCAACUGUCCAUCCCGAUUUCAUCGGGAUUCUCCCAAGUUUGCUUGAAAAUCCUGAAUCCCGACCAAUAUGUGAUCAGGGUAGGAAAAAAAUCCCUAUUUUGACAUUUCCAAAUGAACUCUUACGAUACUUAUACAAGAACACAUAACAGAUUAUACUUAACAGAAACUGAUGUCCAGAAAACUUUAAAAAUUGCACAAAAUAAUAUAAAAUAAAAUCAAGUACUUGUACUCGAAACCAGGCAAAUAAAAAUAAGCAUAAAAUGACAAUUGAUUUGGUGAACAUUUUAGACAAAAAUUGUCCUCUCAGAACACCAGAAAUGGCAUUUCAGAGGAUCAAGAGUUCAAAAUUUUCUGGGGAGAAUGCCCCCAGACCCUCCUAGCGGCUCGUCCCUUCAGCGCUGGCCUUGUCAAAAAAAUAUCCUGAUUUUACUCACUCAAAAGGUUGAUCAGUAUGCAUUUAGUGCUUAUAGACCAAUUUUUUUUUUUGUGGGGGAGGGGGGGUGGGGGCCUAACCUCUAAAUCUGUGGACGGAUUCAUAUAUUGUGACUGUUUAAAUAAAUUUAGAAAUUACUUUGGAAUAACUUUUGCAUACUACUAAGUAUUUCUAAAGAUUUUACACAAAGAAUUGUGAAUUUCUUUCCUUAUUAUUUUAACCUCUUAAACAGUAUUCAACUUAUGUUACCAGGGUUAGAACCCCAGCAAAAAGCUAAUCUCAGGUUGAAUACUGGUUAAACAUAAGAACAGAUGUUACUAUAACAAAGCCACCAUCAUUAAAUUUGCCAAAAGGAAAUUAAAAAAGUGGUGUAUUCAUAACAUUAGCAGUACUUGGACUGUUUAGUAAUACUUCUGUAUAGUACCAUUAUUAUGAUGUGUUUUGCAUAUGAAAUUUUAAAUUAUUGUACUUUGGAAAGGGCAGGAUUAAUGUUGUGAUUUCAAUAUUUUCUUUCAUUUCUGCAGCCUCCCAAUCAAUUGUCUUUACCGAUGUUGAAAUCAUGGCUGUCAUCCUACAGUUAUCCCUCUACCACUGCUGGUCCCCUUGUAGCAACCACAAUCACAAUAGAAGCCAUUCAAGAUCUCUUGCAUGCAAAUGGAUAUCCCAUUGAAGGUAUUUGGCUCAUUUAUUUUUUUUAGAAAGUGUAUAUUAUAAAACAUAUAUGGAUUGUUAUUAGGGACAUAGUAAUUUUUUAAGUCCCUUCAGUGAUCAAUGCCUAACUCUUCCUUGUGAUGAAUAAUUUUUGAUCAGUUGGAGAGGACAUGGUUAUGAAACUCUAUAAUUUGUUUGAUGCUGUAUAGGUGAAACCUUUUCAGUAGCUAUGUAGUACUUUGAUAAUUUGAAAUAUUAUAUAGUAUAUUUCAAAUCAUUAAAAAAUAUGUGUUAAAAAUUUAUUGUAAUAUUAUUAAGUUCUCUUAUCUUUGACAUUCAUUGCAUUAAGGGGACACCUGGCUUUAAUAGGAACAGCUUGAAAAAGUGUCCCUAAGGUGCUGGCUGUGCAUGCUUAUCACAGGAAACACUUUUGUAAGCAGAGAGUUAAGACUUAGGAUUUUGUCAAUGCAGCCUUAAGUAGUCAAGUUGUCCACUUGCGAAAGUACUGUGUCCGUUAAGAGGGCUUAAUGCAACUGUGUUAUUAAUAUCAUUAUAUUAAAUAUUAAUUUUUAUUACAGCUGUUUAUUAGAAGAAUGUUCUGUGUUACUGUAGCUUUACCAUCCAUUACAAUCUUUUUUUUGAAUUUUAUCUCAACAGCUCCAUGCAAUGUAGAUAUAUUUUCUGGGCCAUUUGAUGACACACAGUUUGAUGCAGUUGUGGAUGUUGAAACUUGUGAUGAUGGAAUAGAUGCUGGUACCUAAUUAUUUUGUUUCUGUAGACAAUCAUCAAAACCCUUAUAAUUUUAUUUAAACUCAGUAAACUCAUUGCAAAGUCAGUUUAGAGAGAUUGACCCUCUAUGUUAAACUAGCAUUUUUGUCUCUGUCAACACUUGUUUAAUAAUGUGUAUUCUUUUUUAAAGACCUUAAAUUCACAGACCUGGAUGCCUGUUCUGAAUAUGGUUACUGUGGGUCUGACCUCUCAGAAGAUGACCUCAGUUUAUUGCAAGGUAAAAUUUAAUAAAUUUUUAUCGCAGUCAUAACUACUAGGUACCAUUAUGACUUUAUUGGACAUUGGUGUAAAGAAAGCAUGUUGUUGAUUAUGAAAUAAUGUUGUCUUCCACAGAUCUGCCACUGAGUCCAGACUCUCCAUUGCUUUCUGACUCUGCUGAUAUUGACUUUGGAUGUGACUCGGGAAUUGAGGCUGAAAUGGAUGAACCUCAUGGUAAGAUGCAUCUAUUCUUCCUUCUUUAUUUCAUUCAUGCCGACAUUGACUUAAUUUCCAUUAUCAUCUUCCGAUGCCUGGAUACAUUCCCUAGAAAGCUGGCAUAUGGCUGCAUCUUCUGCCUUUUGCCUGCACUUUAAGGCAAACUGCACACUAAUCUGAGUGAUUACAAGACACAACAUGGAUGGAUUUCCAUGUCUAAUGCUUCCUCUUUGAAGAUUCUGUUUUAAGCCAAGUUGUAUAAUGAUUAAAAAAAAAACUGAACAUUAUCCAUUCUGACUUAUAACUUACACUACUACACCAGAAAACAUUUUUGAUUCUCUUCUUAUAAAGUUGAAGAUUCUAAUCCUGCAAAUGAGUGUGUUUUUCUUCAAAAACCUGUUUUAUUUCAAGUAACUAUUGUAAAUGUAUUAUUCUUUUUCCUUAUAGUCUGUUAAUUGGUUAUUUUUAUUUUAAUCUAAGAUGGUGCAGAUAAUGAGAAAGAGAAGAAAGAGAAGAACAAGGCCACUGAUGAUGACAAGAAAUCUUCUGAAAAGUCAGCCAAGGAGGGUACCACAAACAGCCAGCAACAAAAUGGUUCAAAACCACAAACAGGUAGUUGUUGUAAGAUUAUUUUUUUACUGUUAAUAUUAAAUGGUGGAUGGUUGACUCAGAAUUACUGUCAUAAUAUAUAAUGUGAUCUGCUCAUUAUAUAUAAGGGACGGAUUUUUAUCAAUUUGAAAUGGGUUGCAUUAUUUUUCUGGAACAUUAAUCAAAAAUUAAACAAAUCAUAUCGUUCUUUUUUUGUUACGAGGCAACCAUUGGAAUAUGUGCACACGAAACAUUAUGACAAUAAACAUGAUAAACAUGAGAAAUUUAAUUGAAUGUGGGUAUCCCGAACACAAUGAAUGCAAAACCCGGAUCAGUUUAUUGACCGUCUUGUUUAUAGAGUUUUGAAAAAACAAUUUUGAACCUUCUUUGUUAGAAAACAAAGAACCUCACGACAAGACAAGAAGAACAAAAGAAGAUGAUGAUGAAGUUGAUGAUGACGUUGAUGAUGAUGGUGAAGAUGACAAAGAUGAUGAGGACAAUGAUGAUGGUGAGAAUAUUUUACCGAUGAUACAUGUAACUUAUUCCUAGAUCAUCCAGUAUCACGUGAGUACUUGUGCAGGAUUCUCUUUUUAUUUACCUGGGUUCUUCCAAUAACAUUAUCUUUAAAAGCAAAUGUAGCACAAAAUGCUCACCUUUAGUCCAUGAUGUAAAGUUAUAAAUCAGAAUCAUCAAUCCUCUACAAAGAAAUGCAAAGACAGCAUUUCCUAGCUAAGCCAUCAACUAAAGUACUACAUAUUAUUUUUUGCUACAACGAUGCAGAAAACUUUACAAUGCUCUUUUGGAGUUUUCUUUGCUGUUCCUGUGCACUUAAGUUGCAACGUUUGGAUUAACAAUAAGUGCCAUCCUAUACAUUAAGUUCGCUGCGCUUUCUUAAACGUCAGUGAUACAAAUAUUAAAAACUAACAGACUCAGUCUUGAUAAAAAUCCAGGCUAUGUGGCCUGUAAUAAGUGUUAACACUUAAAAUGUUUUUCAAGUGGUAUUUGCUGUUCAUGUAAUCAUAUUGUUGAUUAAUAAAUAUAUAUUUUUCCUUUAGAUCUUCCUCCUGUCAAGUGUCAGUACUUAUGGGAGUUUCUUCACCACAUUUUGCUGCAAAAACAGAACAAGUACCUAGUGUGGAAAAAUCAGGCCAAAGGAGUGUUUCGCCUCAUUGACCACAAUGGUUUGGCACGCCUAUGGGGAAAGCAGAAAAACAGAAAAAACAUGACAUACGAGAAAUUAAGCCGCGCACUCAGAUACUACUACAGCAAGAACAUCCUCCGUAAAGUUCCCGGCCAGAGACUGACAUACAAGUUUGUUCACAAUCUUAAUGGAAAGAAGUAUCCAUUGUAAGCACAGGACCUAACACUUAAUUUUGAAUCAGUUGUAUUAGAGUCAGAUGUGACAAAAAGACAGUGAAGACUUUCCUUUGAGGUUGACAGAAUUGUUGGUGUUGGAGAUUUAAAGGACAAUGAUUCACAGCAUCUGGCUCUUAACAAGGACUGCACCCUGUUGGACAAUGAAAUACGUGUUUGUUUCCGCAAUUGCGUAGAUAGCUGUGUGUGAAGGCUGCCCUGGGCCCCACCCUCCAAGGGAGUGAUAUUGGGAUGCUCUCUAUGUCACUUUGAGGACAAGAGACAUGGGGCUCAUUAUACUGCUCGUCACCUAUGGCACAACAUCCAGCUUCGUUCUGAUGGACCAGCAUCCCAUCAAGGGUGGAGAAAUAAGACUCCUAGUAGGUUCAUAGAGUCCUGUGAUGGACUAGUGUCUUACAUUACCAGCGGGAGUGUUUCCUCUCAUACCCCCUAGUGGUAAUUAACUUUUAAGUUAUAACUUAGUUAUGGAGUAACAUCCCAUUCAAAAAGAGCAGUAAAAAUCCUCUAGACAUGUUUCCAUAUACCAGGUCACCCCAUGGUGGACUAAGGAAUUCUGUUGGUCGCUUCAUAGUAAACAAACCUGGUUACCCUGUGAUCAGCUACAUCCAUGAUGGACCUAACAUCCCAUCUAGAGAAAAAGUGAAGAGCUAUACAUUUAAGAGCCUGCAGUAUGCCUGGGUUACUUAGUGUCCAGUGCCAAAACUGACCUAUAAACAUUAUUUUGUAUUUCAAAGUAUCAAUUUCCAGGAGAUUGCAGAUAAGUAACAUCUAAUGUUGCAUCUUGCAUUUGCUGAGAAUUUUGUCAAGCAGGUGAAAUAUGAUCAUUGAAAUAAUAUUGUCAUUGGCUGCCAACAUCAGUCCAAUUCAGGACUACAGACAAUCUUGAUGGAAAAUCACAUUUCACGUAUUAGUCAUGACUCCUGGGUCUGAACCCUUUACAAAUAUGUUAAUCAUAUGCAUGACUGUAAGUUUACCAGGCAUUGAGGCACUAAUCUAUCUGAACUGAACUGGGUCUUGAUCAACUGGUUUGUUUUAAUAAUUAUAAUAACAUUUUUACUGCGUAAAGUGAAAAAGAAAUCAAUUUGCAAAAUGAAAGGUCAUUCCAGUGUAAAUACAUCUCUAUUAUUUUUCGGUGGAAAAUAUAUUUCUACCUUUAGUUACCUGUAUGCCCCUUAAAUAUCCUGACUAUGCGUUUGUAAAUAACUAAGAGUAAUAAGGAAAGACGUGCCAUUAAAUGGUUAUUAUACAUACACUGUAAAGUUUGUUUACAUUCAUUUGGUUAAUAAAGGAUAAAAUUAAUAAUUGACCCUAGCUUGGUUGAUUAAAGAACCGUAAUAUAGUUAACUAGUCUAAAACUACUAUGCAGUAAAACUACAAAGCUGUAAUCAGCCCCUGCUGCCAGUGGUGAGCCUCUUAUCAGGUCCUUUCUGAAACCUCCAGGUUUGCAUUGGAAAAUUCUUUUAUGGGCUCCCACAAAAAAAGUUACAGGUAUGAGGAGCACUAGAGGAUAUUCUGAAUUCCACUGGGCCAUAAGGCCAGCAGAUUGGAAUAAUAAUUUGUGCCCCUGCCUUCCCCCAGGGGGCUUGUCCUCUAGGACCCCGUCUCUUAUACAAGACUAAACCUAAGGAAAAAGCCCUGGGAUUUACUAUCCCAGACUAACUAUGGAACAGAAAACCCAGUUCAUGAUCAUUUGUAAUAGGCUCCUGAUUUCCCAUAAAUGAUACCCUAUUUAAUUUAUAGUUUUAUGAGCUCUUGGUUAGCAGAUUUCAGAGUGCUACAGUGUUUUUAACUUGGGGUAGGGGGAGGUAGUGUACUCCCAACCUCAUUCCCAGGGCUUUUUCCUUAUAAAAUGUGAGGGGUGGGAAAAGCCCUGGGGAUGAGGUUGGGGUACUCCAGAGUUGGCCCCCCAUCUUAAGGUUCCAAUGGGAGCCGAUUGGUCAACAGGCCAUUUCAGAGUUCCCCCGGGCCUCUGUAUCAAAACGAGCUUACUGCGCUUUUCACAAAGAUACGAAUUCUGAAGUUCAAAAGCCAACUGACGAUUGCGUUUUUCGCUGCCGUCAAUCAUCUUAACGGAGCUCUUAGGAAACAAAACUUUACUUUAACAGGUUCAAAAGGUCAAAGUUUGUGAUUUGUGAUUGGUGGAUUUCGAUUCGUUUUGUGUGUUUCUGUGUUUCAAGGUUCGUUGCUUGUGAUCGUAAUUAUGAUUGACGGCAGCGAAAAACGCAAUUGUGAAGGCUGCUUUUGAACGUAAGAGUUAACAUGUUUGUGAAAAGCGCAGUAAGUGCUCAGCCUUUGACAUGGAAAUGAUCUUUAUUCUUAUGCGAAUAAAACUCAUUUUCACAAGAAAGAUUGUGCACUUGGCCUCAUUUUAAAAGUGAGAGUUUUUGGAACUUGGAAGCGGCCUAUUGCUUACAUGACGUCUGGUCUUCUUGUGGUUAGUCUGGUUAGAUUGCAGGUUCACGGUUAAUCGGUAAUCCGUGCAUCCUAUACGCUAGUCUAUUGGUGGAUUUCGAUCCGUUUUGUGUGUUUCUGUGUUUCAAGGUUCGUUGCUUGUGAUCGUAAUUAUGAUUGACGGCAGCGAAAAACGCAAUUGUGAAGGCUGCUUUUGAACUUAAGAGUUAACAUGUUUGUGAAAAGCGCAGUAAGUGCUCAGCCUUUGACAUGGAAAUGAUCUGUAUUCUUAUGCGAAUAAAACUCAUUUUCACAAGAAAGAUUGUGCACUUGGCCUCAUUUUGAAAGUGAGAGUUUUUGGAACUUGGAAGCGGCCUAUUGCUUACAUGACGUCUGGUCUUCUUGUGGUUAGUCUGGUUAGAUUGCAGGUUCACGGUUAAUCGGUAAUCCGUGCAUCCUAUACGCUAGUCUACAGAAACUUGUUCUUACACUGUAAAUGGUUUAAAAAAUACAUGUAUAAUGCUUAACUGAAUUGGGCUUCUUAUGGUAAGCACACUUUUCCAAAGGAUAGGCCACUUGCACUAAGAGGUCACGUGACCAAUGCUUCCUUUAAACAAUGAGUGGGAAUCUUGCUUAUGCCAAAAAUUGACAGAGCACAUAAAAAUUAUCUUAGACCCGAAAUUUGAGAGGAAACUCAUUUAAGGCAGAUAUUUUAUGGCACUUCGAUUUUUCAACAGGGUAGUAUGAUUCUCGCGAAGCGAGUUUAUAAUCUCGUCGCGCGCGAAGCUCGCGCGCAUCACAUGAGCCGCGCGUGGUCUUAGCCAGAUGCAAAAUUGGAUGCCCCAUCUUUCUUUCUUUGAAUAUAUAUCUUAAGGCUGGUUUUCACUUGCGACGGAGUCGGAGUCGGAGUCGUAAUCAGAAGCGUAAAGCUUAUGAUCUAGUGAAAACAGCUUUCCGAUUCCGUUCACGACUCCGUCGCUUACGUUCCGCUUAUGAUCUUGUGAAAACCAGAUUGUCGUGGUCAGAAGCGGAAGCGGAAGAACUAAGCCAAUCACAAAGUGUGACAACGUGUAUUGUGAUUGGUUUAUCCUUCCGCUUCUUCUUCCGACUCCGACAAUCUAGNAUGUAGUGAUGUGUAGUGAUGGGUAGUGAUAUGUAGUGAUGUAUAGUGAUGGGUAGUGAUGCAUAGUUAUGGAUAGUGAUGGAUAGUGAUGUGUAGUGAUGGAUAGUGAUGUGUAGUGAUGGAUAGUGAUGUGUAGUGAUGGAUAGUGAUGUGUAGUGCUAGGUAGUGAUGGGUAGUGAUAUGUAGUGAUGUGUAGUGAUGGGUAGUGAUACAUAGUUAUGUUGAGUGAUAGGUAGUGAUGUGUAGUGAUGGGUAGUGAUGCAUAGUUAUGUUGAGUGACACAUAGUUACAUGUUACAUGAAGGUAUUUUAGUUGGAUUUUUUAUAUUCGUGUAGGAGAACACGGAUUUAUUACCAUUUUGACACUUGGGACGAAUAUUUGUACUGGUACUACGUUGUUUAACCGGUUUCACAAAAAUAUAUAACUCCAAGUACUUGUCUAUUUGUAAAACUGUAUUGUUCCGGUUCAUUUUUUGUUCAUUAUUCAGUAAUGCAAAACAACGUAAGCAAAGAGGACUUCAUUUGACAAGCUCAACUGGUGAAAUGUUCUUUUUCGCUCUCGGUGUUUUCACCGCAUCUUGGGCCAGAAAAAAAGAUGAGGACGACAUCCCAAACAACCAAAAUCUGUGGAUUUUUGGCUAUGGGUCAUUAAUAUGGAAGGCGAACUUUCCUUUUGUGCGGAAAGUGGUUGGAUUUAUAGAAGGAUACGAACGUCGGUUUUACCAAGGGAGUAGCGACCAUCGAGGGAUUCCCGAAAAGGUGAGCUUUAGCUUAUCAAAGACAAAUUAAGCCAUGAUUAAGCUUAUCUGGAACUGUGUCCAGAAAUUAUUGCAAGGAGAACUCCAACUUAUACGUACGUUUCUCGAACUAGAACCUCACGAAACUUUAAGAAAGGGCCUACGGCGGGAAAUAACAUAAAAAGAGCCAAGAAAAUAAAAAGAAGGGGGAUCGCAUUUCUACAGUUUCUUAAUAUUUUCAAAGCCGGUAAAAAGAGUCCCGAACAAAUGCAUGACAAUAUAUCUUACCUUCUCGAUCAAGCAUUUUCAAUAAUUGAUUCACGAUUCGGUUUCACGAAAGUAUAACUCCAAGACAUCUGUAAACUGUGAGAAAAGUUCUCAUUAAACAUGAUUAAAGCGCCAAGGAUGAACUCAAGCUUACUGUUUUGUGCAUUGGAGUAGGGUACUCCUGCGAAUUCUUGGUGGGGGUAUGCAGGCCGGUUAUCCAAAUUCUGUCCCUAUUUGAGACCAAAAAUGUCAUUUUUCUACAACCAUUUUCAGACCUGACCUCUAAGAAAUUAUUUUAUUAUUACUUUCUUUCCUAUUCAUUUGGAACUGAAACAACAAAUACAUUCAUACAUUACCAGGGCUGUCAAAAAGUUUCUAAGUAGGAGGCUGAUAAUGAAUAGUAGGCGGCUUUGGAACUCGCACCAAAGGAACAAGUUCGUGAGGGCCAAGGCAGCUAGGGACAUUUUGACAUAUAGAGUCACAGAAAUAGCAUUUCCAGGGGUUUUCAAGAGGCAUUUUCCACCGCAGACACCAUGUUGUUUCGUCAGAAUACACACAGGACUAGGAACAAUGCCAUCCGGCGGAAAUGUCUCAGGCGUUCUAAGACAUCGCACAGUUUACAUGUUUCACAGAUCUAAACUUUGAAUGUGCAUUCAGUGGCAUUCAGCAUUCAAAAGUGGGAAACGGUAUUUUAUUUGAUGGUGGAGAUGAAAGUAAUCUGCUAAGGAUGGCUAACUAGCCGGCAGUUUUGGCUGGUUACCAGCCCUUAUUGACAACCCUGCACUACCCUAGUUCCCUCCAAAACAAUUCCCGAUUCUAGACCAAAAUCGGCAAACUCUAUACCCAUUUUCAGACCAUAACGGCGCAAAAAGCAUAGUCCCUUUGGGGCGGCACCUAUAUGGCUUAUAUUGUUAUCCCUCAAGCCCGAAUGGGCUAUUGACUCAGGGGCCAUGAGGGCGAGAGAAAUAAUUGUUUUAGUAAAAUCCAACUAGCUGGUCAAAAAUAUCGAGACAAAACAACUUUAGCUGGUUAAAGCUAGACUUUAAUCCUUUUUUUACCCCCAAAAAGCCAGCACUUUCACUACUAGUGGGCUAUAACAUAUAGCCUAGUAGUAGGUCAACCAAUCAGAACGUAGCAUUGAUAAUAGACCACUAGCUGGAUUUUACUAAAAGGGAGUAUCCACCAUCUGGGAUUCCAUCCCAUAAUGGUCAUCCCUCACCAUUUAAGAUUGGCAACAUUUAUGGCAAAAUUUUGAACUUCCCUUUUCUUGGCUUGAAUUGUGAAUAAACAAUUAAUAAAAUUCCUGAAAAUAAUUGUUUUGUCAACAUGGUUAUAAUUAUGGGGUUCCCUGCUAGCAGAGGUUUCUCACGAAGACGCAAAAAACUGCUAGCCGGGAAGAUUUUGGGCCAAUAAUAAUUUUAAAAAAUAAUGCAUGCAGUGACCUUUGUUUUGCCUUCUUUUUUGAAAGCCAUUCAUUUUGUAUCUGUGGAAAAAAGUCUGCAGAAAUCUGGUGAAAUGAAUGAAAUCACACAAUGAUCCUUAUAUUUAACUCAACUGACAGACCCAAUAUUUUUCUCACUUCUCAUCCCUGUACCAGUUCCUUUUUUUCAUUUAACGUUUAUCCAUUUGCCAUUUUCUUUUUCAGCCUGGAAGGGUAGUUACCCUCCUUGAAAAUCCCAAGGUGAGUUUCUCUGUUCAAAUAAGUAAAAUGCAUCAGCUGAAAUUAAGUGGAAGUCAUUUGAGUGGAAAAACAAACAAACAAACAAAAUAUAAGGACAUAGAAAAAAUCAAGGGAGGGGACUAAACUAAGUUUUCAAGAUUUAGUGUUGUUUUGUCAGGACUAUGAUGUAGUCACAAAGUUUCAGGUGGUAUUAGUUUUUAGGAUUUAGAUAAUGAAAUUCGAAUUUUUUGUGAAUUUUUUCUUUGGUAACCUCUAGAAGUGAAAGGAUCAAGUUCUUUCUUAUUUUCUCACAAAAAUCCAAGGCAUACAUCUGUUUCCAAAAAAAAAACAUCUCUGUGGUAAUUGCGCUUUCAUUUCACCUAUACAGACACUUGGCUUUCCUCUGGUAAAUUAGUAGAUUUUCCUUUGGCAAGCGUUUUUUAGGCCAUAAAGUUUUCACCUAGUCCUUUUUAUUGUCAAGUUCAAAAUCCAACAUUAAGGCCGUGUUCACACUAUAUACGAGAUAGCUUUUUGUGCUGACAUAAAAAAACUGUGCGGUAUAGUAUAAACUCCUAUCCAAUAUUUGAAUCUCUGCUUAAGAGAUUGGUGUGAUGCAGCUUUGCUCCAUUUAAUACAGAAAUAGCGCCAAAAUCACCUUUCUUAUGUCAGAACUGAUGUGGUAUAGUUUUCUUGCCAGUGCAAAAGCUAUCUAUCCUGUAUGGUGUGAUCAUAAGCUAAAUCUUUCUGCAUACAUUUUUGUGGUUUCAGGAGAAAGUUUGGGGAAUUGCUUAUGAAAUCACGUCAAAAGACAUUCCUGAGGUACUUGAGUACCUUGACUUUCGCGAAAAGAAUGGCUACAAAGCCUCAUGGGUCAGAUUCCAUCCAAAGAAUGCUGAGCAUCAAGCUUUUCAAGCAAAGCUGUACAUUGCCACUCCUCAAAAUGAAUUUUACCUUGGCCCUGCACCACUGCCUGAGAUUGCAGAACAAAUUUUGACUUCAAAAGGACCUAGCGGAACAAAUUAUGAGUACCUGAUGAAUCUUGCUCAAGCAGUGCACAAUCUUAGUGCAGAGAUUGAGGAUGAUCAUCUCUUUCAGUUGGAAACCCUUGUCAAGAGUGGUUUAUCAAAAACUGCCUAG